UAUAUAGGGAGCACAUCAAUCUGAAAGCUAAAAAUCAUUUCAAGAGAGAGAGAUGAGAAGGGGACGUGCACCAUGUUGUGAUAAGAAUGAGGUGAAGAGAGGUCCAUGGAGCCCUGCAGAAGAUCUAAGGCUCAUCACCUUUAUUCAAAAGCAUGGCCAUGAAAACUGGAGGGCUCUCCCAAAACAAGCAGGACUGUUGCGAUGCGGAAAGAGCUGUCGAUUGAGAUGGAUUAAUUACCUAAGGCCUGACGUAAAGAGAGGCAAUUUUACCCCCGAGGAAGAGCACACCAUAAUCACCCUCCAUCAUUCUCUGGGUAACAAGUGGUCAAAAAUAGCAUCUCAAUUGCCAGGAAGAACUGAUAAUGAGAUCAAGAAUGUGUGGAAGACUCAUCUGAAGAAAAGAUUACUGGCUUCAGCUAAUAAUACUAAUCAUCCCCAUGAGGAUGAUGAACAUAAUAAUAAUAAGAAGAAGAAGAAGAAGAAAUGCUCGUAUGUAACUUCCUCUUCGUCGUCGUCUUCUUCUCCGUCUUCCUCUUCCUCCUCUGCAACUUCAUUCUUGCCAUACAAAGGACUUACAGGAGGAGCUGAAGCGCUUGGGAAGCCUCGAGUGGAAUCCCAGCAAACAAGGCAGCUUUCGUCAGAGAAAAUGGAAAUAAAAAUGGAAAUGGAAAUGCCUUGUUGCCAAACGGUGGAAUCAAAUCAAACGAACUCCAACAGUACUGUUGGUGAACACAUUAUCAAAGAUACAUCACUAAUGUCGUCAUCAGAAGAUGGGGGAUUUGAAAUCCCACUGGAAUCGGAUUUGGAUUUCUGGAACAUGCUAGAUAAUUUAGUUCCCUUCCAGCAGUGCUCCACCAUUAAUUAAUCUCAUGGUGAGCACUCGGGUGAAGAAACAUGCUUAAGCCUAUGAGUAAUCGUUCUCAAAACGGUUACUGCAAUUGUACGUGUGUUAAUGUCUCCCCCAUGAAUUUUAUUUUAUUU
Malania oleifera is the source of this 981-nucleotide messenger RNA. RefSeq names its product transcription factor MYB63-like. The record is from RefSeq and is a predicted model, not a curated record. NCBI's taxonomy places the organism in Eukaryota, Viridiplantae, Streptophyta, Magnoliopsida, Santalales, Ximeniaceae. The transcript has 3 exons. The coding region runs from base 53 to 865 and encodes 270 amino acids.